Messenger RNA from Endocarpon pusillum Z07020, 1704 nucleotides. RefSeq lists its product as uncharacterized. The record is from RefSeq and is a predicted model, not a curated record. The coding region runs from base 1 to 1704 and encodes 567 amino acids. Lineage: Eukaryota; Fungi; Ascomycota; Eurotiomycetes; Verrucariales; Verrucariaceae. Gene Ontology annotation, biological process: transmembrane transport. The transcript has a single exon. Gene Ontology annotation, molecular function: transmembrane transporter activity.
AUGCCGCAACAGGAAGCUCCAUCUUCCUUGACGUCACUGCAAAAAGAUUCAUCCUCAUCGCAAAAGCAUAGCGAUCCCAAGUGUGAGGUGUUAGGGAACCUUUCUUCCGGCGAGCAACCGAUUAUAUACCACUAUUUGGACUUCGAGACACCCUUGCCCACAAGGUCUCGUCCUUCCAAGCACAAUGAAGCCACAGCAUUCAAUGAUGAGAUCCCUUUGCCAGCCUACCCAAACCUUGUGCCCUUCAUUUCGCCGUUUUCAUGGUCGUCCACCAGGAAGACCUUCAUCCUCACCCUUUCCUCUGCUGUCACCAUGCUCGCAGCGUAUACUGCCGGCGCUUACUCUAUGCCUGCGGAAGAACUACGUCAGAAAUGGAACAUUGGUGUUGUGACAUUUAACACCGGUAUUACCACUUGGGCUGUUGGCUUCGGAGCUGCACCCAUGUUUCUUGCACCUCUGUCCGAGAUCAAUGGUCGAAGACCGGUUUUCGUCUUCUCAGGUUGUCUCAUGACCAUUGCCCUCCUUGGCUGCGCUCUUACAGACUCCUUUGCUGGAAUGUUGAUAGCCAGAUUCUUCACCGGUGUGGGAUCCAGCACAUUCGCAACCAUGGUUGGCGGAGUGGUGAGCGAUAUCUAUCACACUCAGGAUCGUAACACUCCAAUGGCAAUAUACAGCGGUGCUGCUCUCUUUGGAACUGGUCUUGGGCCCCUCAUCAGCGGCUUCAUUGCAGAGUAUGCCCGUUGGCGCUGGGUCUUCUGGGUCCAAGCCUUGCUGGGUGGGAUCCUCACCACAGCAGUGAUUAUCUUCUUCAAGGAGACUCGAGGCAGUGUGCUCCUCUCCCGCAAAGCAAGAGCGCUGAAUGCAUAUUACGAAGAGAUGGAGGCAGUAGGCCACUGUGAGUGGGACAUUGGCCCACUCUCCCACACCUUCGAAACCCCGCAAAGCCUGGAACCGAAGUACGAACGUAUACGGUGGAAAGUCCUCGCCGAUGAGAAUCGCGCCUCAAUCUCUCGGAUGCUAUACCUCUCUCUGACAACGCCUUUUCACCUCCUCCUCACCGAGCCAGUAGUAUUUUUCUUUAGCCUCUGGGUGGCUUUUGCCUGGGCAAUCCUUUACAUGUCCUUUGACUCCAUCCCCCUGGUCUUCACCACUAGUCAUGGCUUCACCAUUUCCCAAGUCGGAGCUGUCUUUGCUGCUGUAUCCAUCGGCACAUUCAUCGGCACAGUCCUAAGCAUCUACCAAGAAAAGCUUGCAAAAAUGACGGAAUGGGGGCGAAUGAUCGCCAAAUCUCCCGAAGGAAGACUAUAUUUUGCGUGCAUCGAGAGCGCUUUACUUCCAAUCGGUCUUUUCUGGUUCGGUUGGACGACCUUCCCUUCCGUCCCUACAAUUGUGCCUAUCCUUGCUGUUGGUUGCGCUCAGAUCGGCAUCUUUUCCAUCUAUCUCGCUGUAUUCAAUUACCUUGCAGACGUAUACCACCGGUAUGCUUCCUCGGCCUUGGCCGCGCAGUCUUUCUGCCGCAAUAUCCUUGGAGCUGUCUUUCCUCUUUUUUCUGAGGCUUUGUUUCGGAACCUGGGGUUCCCUGGCGCCAGCAGUCUUCUAGGUGGGAUCAGUACAAUAUUGACAGCGGUGCCGUUCGUACUCGUCCUCUUUGGUCCUCGAAUACGAGCUAGGAGUAAGUUUGCAAACGAGAUGAACAAAGGUUGA